Messenger RNA from Cryptococcus wingfieldii CBS 7118, 594 nucleotides. RefSeq lists its product as hypothetical. The record is from RefSeq and is a predicted model, not a curated record. Bases 1 to 594 code for a protein of 197 amino acids. NCBI's taxonomy places the organism in Eukaryota, Fungi, Basidiomycota, Tremellomycetes, Tremellales, Cryptococcaceae. The transcript is spliced from 4 exons.
AUGGACUCUUCUAUAGACAGUGCUGCUGAAUCCAGACUUCCGUCAUUGAGCUGGAACGCCGCUUACGAGAUGCUACGAAACGACUACUCGGAAUGUACGUUUCACAAGCUCAAUGAAAGGUUCAUCAACAGUGUGGGUCAAGCCCUGGCUGAUGAUCCUUCACGCCAAGAAGAGCAUCGACUGUUUCAGGAAGAAGAUGAAGAAGGUCUUCGUUCUGGCGAAUCCUUAAACUUCUUCUCAGAAAUCUUGGCUUGGAGUUUAAUCAGCAAUGGAAAGACUUUGGCAGGUAUUCCGGAGCACGGCAAACAAUGGCUGGAAGAUGCGUUCGUCGUCCCCGAGGACGUCAAGGCUGCAUUGGAGUCGUGUCGAGCGUCGGCGAGGUCGCACAUAGCGCAAGGAAGAGUCACAGUUCCUUCCGAGCUGAUCAUCGACUACAAGUCCAUCACUGAUGAUGAUGCAUUGCGCGCAACCGAGGAGAAAACUCAGGCGGCCGUGGCACAUGCGCUUCGAUCGGGACUUCAGAGGGCCGCGACUGUCAACGGCACAAGCGCGGCUGAUGACAAGAGCCAAGGCAGCAAUGAUGAUGCAAAGUGA